GUUUAGAGAUGUAUCUUGACUGUUUUGUUCUAUGGAGACAAACGAACGUUGUAAUAGAUGUUUGUGUUGUAAAUGAUACUGAAGCAAGAAUUAUAUUUUGUUCUUUAUCUUAUGUUUUGAGUAGGAAAUAGUUAUAUAGUUGUAUUAACGUUUACAUUAGUUAAUCAAAAUGGGUAAAGGGUUUAAUAAUUACAUGUGCAAGAAAUUUUUCCAUCCUGCGUCUCGUGACAAUCUGAAGAGAGUAUGGAUGGCAGAACAGAAAGCCGAUUCCUAUAAAAAGAAACAAGAAGAACUUCGAGUUCAGUAUGAAAAGGAACAAGAUCUAUAUACAAACAAGGCCCUGCUGAGCAAGGAGAGCAAAGACAAGCUCAGUGUGAACUUCAUGUACGAGCCCCCGCCGGGCACCAAGAAGGAGCGGGAGCGGGAAGACGACGAGCCAGAGUACAAGUUUGAGUGGCAGCGCAAGUUCAACGCCCCGAGAGAAGACUACUGUAAAGGAGAUUCUGAAAUCAGGGACCAGCCUUUUGGAAUUCAAGUGCGUAAUGUCCGCUGCAUCAAGUGCCACAAGUGGGGCCACAUCAACACAGACAAGGAGUGUCCGAUGUACAACCAGUCGUCGAGCGCCGACACCAACACGAGCUCCCUGGACCCACUGCUGCUGGUGCAGCAGAUGAGGGAGGAUGGCCUCGCCAUGAAGAGAUCCGCCUUGGACAUGCAGCAGCAGUCGUUCGUGCCGGCCAACCACCAGCUGGUGGACAGUGACAGCGAAGAUGACUGUGAAGGUGCCAAGAAGUCCGAAUUAGAAUUUCUCAAGUCGCUGUCGACUAAGCAGAAGCGGAAACUUCUCAAGAAACUUGAAAAACUUGAGAAGAAAGGAAGGAAUGGGAAAUCUGGCAAAGAUAAAACAGGACUGAAGAAGGUUAAGAAGGAGGCGAAGAGCAGCGGCAGUAGUUCCGACACCGAGCACGAAAGGAAGCACAAGAGAGAGAAGAAGGUGAACGGGGUGCGAGUCAAGGGUGAGAAUAAGAGAGAGAAGUGCGACAGCAGCGACCAGGACAAGUCCUUGGAGCAAGUGUUGGGGCGCAGCAUCAAGUUCGAAGGUCACAGCCACAAGCACUCGGGCGGUGGGAAGAGCGAAAAAAAGCACGAGCACAAACGGAAACAUACAUCGACCGAACGGAAACAUACAUUGGUCGAACGGAAACAUACGUCGGCCGUCAGCAACGAUGCUAGCUCUCGCAAGCAUGCUCGCAAAUGACUAGACUAGUUUCAUAUGUAAACUAUUGCAUUUUUCAGAAAGACUUGUGAUUUUUUCUACCAAAAUGUAGACAUGUAAACUAUCUACUACAAUGUACAGACGUAACAAUAUGUAUAUAUUCAAAGAAUUUUUUUUUCUUUUGUUAAAUGUGUUUACGUAUUUCCACAAAUUAAAUAGUACACUAUGUAUGUAUUAUUAGUGUGCUGAUUAACAGGAUGGCCACAAACCGGGAAAAGUCAGGGAAUUUGAAGCAAGUCAGGGAAAACCUAGAAAAGUCAGUAUUUUUUAUUUUAGAUAAGCUUGUUUCAGAAUUGUAAUGGCUUCUUUAAUGGCCAUUUGUUACACAAACGUGAGUUAGCUGUUUCAUUUUCAAAACAGUGUGUGCAUUUUACCAUAUUUAUUCAAAACUUGACAAUGCUGCACACAAGUUUCUUCAAGCUCCAAUGUUAAUUAACUUGCUGUUGUUUGAAUGACAGCAGACAUCUUGCAUAUGGUUUGAAAGUGCAUAUAUUUUUGAAAAAAGACUUUGCAAUUAUUAUAUAUGGCGGCUGAUAAUCUCUAAAAUGAUAACAAUUUAUGAGGAAAUGUAAAAUCAUGUUACAGGAAUAAAGUCGACAUAUAUGUGACUGGGGGAAAAAAUUAAAUUGUGGCCAAACUUGUAACGGUGCUUCACUUCAGUAAACAAAACAUCUUCAUUAGGCACGGUACUCAUUUUUCAGUCAUGACCAUUUUUUUUCCCCCUCUCUUUAAGGUAAACAUAUCAUUCACAGUUAAUCCACAGAUAAAAUAUUUUCUGCCUAAUAUCUGUAGAGACAUGAAUUUACAGUUUACUUCAAGAAUAUUAAUGGAAGUAUUGAAACUUUUAAUAGUAUUCUUGCAGCAAGAAUAUAGCGUCUAAAAAUAACUGGUAGACGUCUAAAACAGUACCGAGAAUGCUACGGUAAACCUUUAAGGCAUUUUAUAAUUUUGGAAUGAUUACACAAUAAUAAUUGAAAUAUGAUUCUAAGGUCUUUGUUUAAGUUUGGUAUGAGGCUUAUUCUAAUCAAAUAUCAGGGGUGUGAGACUUAUACAAGUAAUUCCAAAGGAUAAUCAAUAGCUUUUCUGUAAAAAUUAUUAAUUAGAAACUCCAAGUAGCAUUUUUUUUUCAAUAUAUUUUACAAUAUUCUUUAAUAGGUGUUGUGAUACAAGUGGUUAGGUUAGAUUACAUAUUACAAAUACAUAUGUACUGUGAUAUUGUGAGAAUUAUCAGUUAGGUUAUCUGCAUUAAUAAUCCUGAGAUAUUGUUUGAACUAAUUGGUUAGGAAUUACCAAUAUAAUGAAGCUAACUUAAACUAACCAAACAUAUUUAUUAUAUUAUAGUGUUUUUAAUGAAGCUAACUUAACCACUCUUUAAAAUGGUAAAUUACUAGUAAACUACUUGUAUUAUCACAAUGCCCUCUUAAAGAAUAUACAUAAUUGGAAAACAUGUUAGGAAGUGAAAAAAAAGUAUGAAUUUUUAUUAUAAUUUUUGCGGAAAAGUGGCUCUCCUUUAGAAUUACUGUCUCUUAUUUUGGAAACUUAAUUGUCCGCUACAAUUCAUUAGUGUUACUUGCAUAUUCUCAUAAUGUUUUUCUACAUGGAUAAUAAACAAAUAGAAAUAUGUACAUAUGACAUUUAUAUUGCCCUAUAUUAAAUAAAAUUAAGUUCAAUCUUUGUUUACUCAUUUGUCUGUUGAAUACUGCUGCUUGAUUAAAGAACACCGAUUCAUUUUUAAAAGUGUAGUGGUGUAACAGUGCAAAAUAAGGGUCAGGGAAAACUUGGAAAAUUCAUGGAAUUUCAUUUGAGAUUUUGUGUGGCCAACCUGAUUAAGCAUAUAAUGAAUUAGCUAAUUUAAAUUCUAUAUUCAUUGUGGUUAAGUCAUUUGUGCGAUAUAGAUACCCAUUUUAAACCAAAAACAUGAACUUAUGCAGCAUUUUAAUCACAAAAACUAUUUAGUUAUUUUACUACUGCCUUGCGAAAUACAGCCAUUAAAAGAGCAACGUAGUUGCAAUAGUGCAUAAGUUAGUAGUCACUAUCGAUCUACCACCUUGCAAUACAAAAGUAGCUUAAUUGCAUAUAAUUAACUUUGGCAAAACAGAUGUUGCAAUGUGAAUAAAAAAAUUAAAUUAAACAGUGGUUCCAGAAUCCCAAGAAUAUUGGCAGAAAAUGUGUUCAUAAUAUGUCCUGCCUGAAAUAUUAUCUGACCACAGAAAAUUACUGAAACUGGUGACUAAACACUGAUGAGGGCUAAAUUAAUAUUUCCUGCUUUAAAUACUUUUUCUUGUGCUUCUUUGAAAAAUAUUGAAACAGGGUUCUACUGUAAUUUAUUUCUGGACAUUCCACCAGCCACCCGUAAAUCAGUAAAAUGGGUUUCAAUAGUUUGUAACGUCUAGGUGUAACCAUGUGUGGAUAAAUAAAGUAUUUCAUUAAAA
This is a messenger RNA of Bacillus rossius redtenbacheri, 3708 nucleotides long. RefSeq names its product corepressor interacting with RBPJ 1. Bases 170 to 1258 code for a protein of 362 amino acids. Gene Ontology annotation, cellular component: nucleus. The record is from RefSeq and is a predicted model, not a curated record. The transcript is spliced from 7 exons. Gene Ontology annotation, biological process: negative regulation of DNA-templated transcription. Lineage: Eukaryota; Metazoa; Arthropoda; Insecta; Phasmatodea; Bacillidae. Gene Ontology annotation, molecular function: transcription corepressor activity.